AUGGCAAUCGAUGUAAGCUCUCUCAGCCCUACUGGUGUCGAUGGCCCAGGAGACGAUGGUAAACCCCCAAAACGCGCAAAACUGAACGAUGCAACAACGAAACCAGAGGAAGACAGUCAGCUAAACUCGAGUGCCUUCAGUUCAAACAACCUCUUGGAAUCUCUAGCACCCACUCUGAAACUCGAACACGACCAGUCAAUCCCAUACCGACACUCAGUUCUCAAGAACAUCUUCGAUGACCAACUGUUACGACGCGCACGCGAUGAGAUUAGGAAUGGACUGUCAUUCUCGCUGAAGGAAACUGAUAUCUACAAGGUCUUUCAAACAGGUGAUCUGGCGAACUUGGAUGGUCUACCAGCAGAGGAAGCUAAAAAAUUGAAACACGUUAAAACCGUCAGAGAUACGUUAUAUUCCAGUGAAUUCCGUCAAUUCCUCCAUCAAGUCACUUCAUGUGGACCUCUAUCCGGUAAACAGACUGAUAUGUCUAUCAACAAUUACCGUCAAGGUUGUCAUUUACUGAAUCAUGACGAUGUGAUUGGAACUAGAAGAGUAUCGUAUAUCUUAUACCUAACCGACCCCGAUAUCCCUUGGGGAGCUGCAGAUGGUGGAUCCCUAGAACUCUAUCCAGUCAAUCCAGAAACUCGACAACCACUUCCUACCCCAUCUUGUAAAAUAUUACCCAGUUGGAAUAAUUUUGUCUUCUUCGUCGUCCAACCUGGGAAAAGCUUUCAUUCAGUCGAAGAAGUUUUCAAUUUGAACAAGAGUCGAUUGAGUAUUUCUGGAUGGUUUCAUUUACCCCACGAAGAUGAACCGGGCUACGUAGAUGGACUUCGAAUCAAAGAAGAAGAGGAAAAGCAACUCAAAAGUCUAGGGGCAAGCUUAGAGCAACUGAAAGGGAAGGGUGGCGAUGAUUCAUUAUGGGUGGAUACCGGAUUUCAGGCCCCUUCUGAACCUGCGUCGUUGUUGACUUCAAGUGAUCUCAAGUAUCUGAGUCAAUUCAUUGACCCCAGCUUCCUGAAAAUCGAUGAUAUCGUCAGGCUCAAGGAUCGAUUUGUCAGGGAUUCGCACAUUAGUUUGAUGGGAUUCUUAGGCUACGAAUUCUCAUGUCAGCUCAAACAGGCCAUCCUUGUGAAUGAGGCCGAAGAUCUCUUAUCGCUCGAAAAGAAUCCACCUGAAUCUCGAUUGUACUCCAAAGACUUUUACGGACCAAAAUUUGAACUCGGACUCCAGGACGACACUAAUUGGCAGCUUGUGGGCCCGCCUCAUAAACAUCGCUACCUAACGCCGUCCAAUACCAAUACAGAUAGCGAUAAUUCGGCUAAAGUGCAACUUUUGAAAUUGAAGUCACUUUUCCAAAGUCAUGCCUUCAUCAAGUGGCUCAACCUGAUCACCACAUGUAUCCCAGCAUCCCACAAUGUGAUUCCUCGUCGGUUUCGGCCUGGUCUCGAUUACACUCUUGCGACUUCGAACGAUCAACAACUCCUGGAAGUACAUAUGUCUUUGACCCCUUCUUUGGGAUGGGAGGACGGCGAGGUUGGCGGAUGGGAUUGCUACAUGACCUCUAGCGAUGAAGAUCAAUCAGACCCUGCAGUUUAUAAAGGUCCGGGUCCAUCUGAGGGAGGGGAAGACGAGGAUGACUCGACUCUGUUGACGAUCCAUCCCAGUUGGAAUAAACUGGAUCUCGUCCUGAGAGACCCGCAAAUCCUUACAUUCACCAAAUACGUCAGCUCGAAGUCUCCUCAGAGCAAAUGGGACAUCAAAGCCGCGUAUAGGUUAGAGGAAGAGGAGGGGGGUCAAGGAAGCUGCAAGGCCUGAUCACUUAUCGAAUCGAAUUGCUCAAGUAGAUGGACCAUCUUCAUCUCCGCGCGCAUUUAACGAUACCUUCUCUUCGGCUAUUGCUUGCGCCCAAGAAGUCAACAUUAAUGAUCAACCACUCAAGCAAUAUACGUUUCUUAGUUCUACGAUGAUGUAUUCCCAGUCAAGUCCUGCCUAAAUUAGUAUUAAUUCCAACUGUUUCAAGGCUUUUCGAGGUCUCCCGGUGUUUAGAUGAUGUAAUUUCAAAAAAAAAAAAAAAAAAAAAAAAAAUCAAGCAUGCAUGCAUGCAUGCUUUCUGUUGAAACAUUCAUUGUCGCGCUUCACACGCGUGAACUUCAUGCAAGUUGCUGUAGAGAUUUAGCCUGACUGCUCUUGGUGGUAAUCAUCGUCCUGUAGCUUAUUUCAUGCCGCUGAUAUCAAAAAGAUAAGAAAACGUCGCACUGAAUUAAGUACUUUUCUACAUCCCACUUAUGUCGUCACAAUCACGAUUGUGUAAUAUGAAAAACGUGUUUUCC
This is a messenger RNA of Puccinia graminis f. sp. tritici CRL 75-36-700-3, 2330 nucleotides long. RefSeq lists its product as uncharacterized. The record is from RefSeq and is a predicted model, not a curated record. Gene Ontology annotation, biological process: regulation of translational termination; peptidyl-proline hydroxylation. The transcript has 5 exons. Lineage: Eukaryota; Fungi; Basidiomycota; Pucciniomycetes; Pucciniales; Pucciniaceae. The coding region runs from base 1 to 1815 and encodes 604 amino acids. Gene Ontology annotation, molecular function: L-ascorbic acid binding; peptidyl-proline dioxygenase activity; iron ion binding. Gene Ontology annotation, cellular component: cytoplasm.